GUUGCCUCCGACUGUUUUCGCUCUCUCUCUCUCUGUCUCGACAUCCAGCCUCGCCGGCAGCCUCACCGCAGGCGGGCCCUUGCCGGCCCAGCGCCUGAUCGCCCUCUACAGCCUGCUCUACAGCAUGGCCUCCGCUCCGCCGGGAUGUUACUUUUUGCUCGUCCUGGGCCAGCCCUGUGCCCAGGAGCACAAGGAUCAAAUCCUCCGCAAGGUUGAAAAAGGUCUCUUGUCGUGGGAUGUGGCAAGCACCAGGUGCGACCUGCAAGCCCUUGAAGCAGUAUGUUCUGGUCUUCAGGCCUCAAAGGAUAUUGAAAGUGAACUUCUCAUUCAGCACUCAACAGAAAACCUAGCAGUUGAAGUACUUCUCAAUCCGCAAGUAAAUACUCUGAAGCAAUGCCUAAAGAACUUGCUAGCUGCCAACGUUGGGCAUAAACAUGUGAUCCAUGCCGGGUAUGCAUUCACUGGUUCUGGAUCUUGGAUCCUACAAGAUGGAAGUUUUUCUUACGAUGACUUCCUGGACACUUUACAAGAUGCGGAAGUCCAAAAAGAGCUUCGGCGGCACCCUGGUUGCACCAUUCACAUUCAUUGUAUUCCUGAAGGACCAUGGGCGUCGCAAGACGACGAUUGUGGCACAACAACUCAACUACACGAAUCACUUCACUUCAACCCUCCUAGUACAGCAUCUGAAGUUCCUGGUUCCCAAGCAUUCCUGGAUUACUUGAACUGUGUUCUUCGAUUUCAACCUCUCACUGAAAUGAUGAAGUCGUCGCCAGUGGUGGGGAACAUUCGUUUUAACCGACCGACUUUGUACAUAUUCCCAGGUGGUCAAGGAGAUUGUGCUUUGUUUGGAGUCAGUGGAUUUACUAUGCUCAUUGAUGGCGGUUUUAAUCGCAAACCUUGCUUUUGGGAGUUCAUCAGACAUUUAGAUCGUUUAGACGCCAUUAUGAUCACCCGACUUAACGAGAAUAACGUAUGUGGUAUAACUAACGUCAUUCGUCGUAAAAAAGAAGGGAAACGAGUUUAUCCACAGGUUGGUUAUGUGUUCUGUAAUGUUGCUGAGGGUAAGCAGAGUCCCAUCAGUCCAGGAGCUUCAACUUCAGAAAGAGAUCCUUUACUCGUGAGUGUUAUUCGCGAAGGUCACGAGUUUAGCGAGAAUCUCCACCAACUGGGUCUAAAACCACAUCGAUGUCUUCGUGAUUCCCUUGUUGAGCCUUUAACACUUUUCCACAAAGUUGGGCAUGGAACAUUAGAAAUGUAUGUCUUAAGCCCUCCAAAAGACAGUAAAGAAAUGAAAAUGUUUUUUCAACAAUGGACUUCUUACAAAGAACACUUUAGUGUAAAAAGGACUGAUAGUGAAUUUCCAAUUCCUCUUUCUCAUGCCAUGUCAAUAUGUGCGUUGCUGGUUUGGAAGCCAGCAAACCCCGCUGAUACGAUAACAAGAGUUCUUCUGCCAGGAAGUGCUCCUCAAAAUAAAAUUUUUGAAGGUUUAGAACAUUUAAGGCACUUAGAUGAAUUAAAAUUCCGGACUUGUAGUCAAGUUUCAUUAGGUAUAAAAUACGAAGAACGAGUAAAGGUAAAAACUAGUAGGAAACAAAUUAUAAAAGCAUCUGUAGCUAAGAGAAAAACAGAAGUUCUUCGACCGUCCUCACCAGUCAAGGCGAUAAGGGACGCAGAGGAUUUAAAAGCGUUAAAGAAAAGAGCUGAGUCUCCGAUUAAAAGUUUCGGAUCUCCCAUAAGGAAAUUGAAAAAGACGACUAAAAAAGUAGAUGAAAAAAAGAGUACGUUUGUUGACGAAGUGACGAAAAAAACUGUGAAAGAAGUCAAAAUUGUUUCCAAGAAAGUCUCAAAAAAGAAGGUAAAAGAGCAGCAGGUUGUUGCUGAAGAAGAAAAAACUGAUGAAUCAAAAGAAAGAGAAAUUGAAAUUAUUUCUGUAGACGAAGAAACCUUACACGUUCAUCCAAAAGCUGACACCGAUGCAAAAAUAAGUGCUGUUGAAAAAGAAGAAAAAUAUCGUGAAGAGGUAAAGGAUUCGGGAGAAUUAAAAGACUAUCAAGAGGAUUCAAUAACAGAAGAUGCAAAAGAGAAAAGUACUAUUGAUGAAAAAUUAGAAAAAAUUAGCUCUGAAAGCAUACAGGCUGAAGAACCUUCUGGGGAAAAGAUAGAAGAUGAUUUAGCUGAUCCAAAUUUAAGUGAAGAGAAAAUAGCAAAAGAAAUAUCUGACACUGGUAAAAAAGCGGAAAUAGUAGAAUCAGCUGCUCUGACGGAAGACGAAACUAAAGAUGAGGGAGGUGUAGUUCUGGAACUCGAUAGACCUGAUAUAGAGGAAAAAGAUGCAACUAGUGAAGAACCAAAAAUAGAAGAACUGAAACCUGAGACGACAGAAGAUAUUAUUUCUACUGCUGAAAGCAAAAUUGUGUCUCCGGUGCAACAAUCAGCUGUCGAUGAAAAGAAACCGAAGGUAAAAACUGUAAAAAAAGAAAAAACAACAGAAAAAGUUUCAAAAAAAGUAAAAUCUACUUCAAAAAGCUCAAUAACUGCAAAAUCAUCAUUGAUAACUACUGGAGUUAGGGUACCCAAAACUAAACCUCGGAGGGAAUCCGAAGAACGCAAACCUUUAAUAAAGAAGCAAUCUGAAAAAGAGCCAAAAAUAAAAGCGCCAGCAAAAUUACCGAAGCCUACAUCAAAAACCAGUCCUGCCAGUCCGACUGAGUACACUGCCAAACCUGCAUCACCAGUUACAAAAAGUUUGAUAAAACCUACUGACUCAAAGAUUUCACGAGCAAGUAAAGAAGUAAAACCUCCAGAAGUAGUAAAAAUAUCUGCUCGUGUUGAAACUAAAGCAUCAAAAGCAGUGGCUGAAAUUAAAACAAAAGGUGUAAAGGAUGUUGCGAAUAAAAAAAUGGCAGAAAGUUUACUGCUCUCAAAACAGUCCGAUGCAACAAAAGCAAAGCCUCCGUCUACUCUUCCGAAGAGCCCUACCAAAAAGCCAAAAGAAAAGUCGCCAUUAAUAUCACCUAAAAAGAAACCUAAGGCGCCUGUUGCUCUAUCUUCCCGACCAUCCAAACCAUCCAAGGAUAAAACAAAGCCUAAACCUGUAAAGAGACCCGAAAAAUUGAAAGAAAUCAUUCCGUCCGAAGAAGAACCCAAAGCUGAAAUACAAGAAGCAGAGGGACCAAUUAAAAUAGAAAAAGAUUACAUUCCGUCCGAAAAAUCCAGUCCGAAUGAAGAAACCACCAAAGAAGAUAUUGUUCAUGCAGAAUCUCCAUCCAGUCCAAGAGAAGAAAGCGAAAAGAUUGCCGAGGAAGAAAAUAUUCCGUCCGCUGAGGCUUUUGUUGAUAAAGAACGAAUUUCAGAAGAGAAAAUGACUGAAACCGAAAUUGGCACUGAAGAAAAACAAAUAUCUCCUAAAACAGAUGAAGACAAACCUGUAUUUGACGAACAAAUGGUUGUGAAAGAAAUUGAAGCGGUGGAGGCUGCAGUUGAUGAACUCAUUGAAGGUAUGAGGACAGAAAUUCAAGACAAAGCUAAGGCGAUGGUAGACCUAAAAGAAAGUUUACCCGGCGAACCAGCUGAAGAAAUUCUAAGAAAACCAGAAUUAUUUGAUGAAACAAAAGCACCAUCAGAAAGAGAUGAGACCUUGUCUGAAAAAUCUACUUCCCUGGCGGAAGAACUUCCCGUUGGUAAAGCAGAAGAAAUGGAAAGUUCAUUGGAUGAGGGGUUAAUAAUUAAGCAAAUGAAAGAAUGUUUAACUCCUGAAGCAGAAACUGAAAUAGAGCUUCUCAUAAAAGAACUAAAGCUGAAAGGAGUAGAAUUAGAAGAUUAUGAAGAUGUCAUAGUCGAAACGAUAUGUGAAGAACUUCAUGCAAAAGGAAUAUCAUUAACAGUAGAGUUCCUUGUGAAAUAUAUUUCAGAAAAAAGAAUAGAACUCAUUACUAUUAUACAUAAAAAGUACAUUAUUAGCAAGAAAAUUGAGAAAGAAACAGCAGAAUACUCUGAAGAUGAACUAAGCGUAGAGGAACCAACUGGCGAAGAAGUCAAAGAAUUGAUUUCGGCUGAAACUAAGGAAAAUAUAUCUGUUAUUUUGAAAGAAUUGAACGAAAAAGGGGCUGUGAUUGAAGAUGGUGAAAACAUUGUUGUUAGAAUUGUAUGCGAUGAAUUAAAGAAGAAAAAUGUCAUAAUCACUGAAGAAUCAAUAACAAGCUAUAUAAUUGAACAUAAGAUAUAUAUAAUAAGCAUAUUAAUAAAAAUUUAUGAAGAGCAAUCGGUUACUGAAAAAGAAAUGGUUGCAUCAAAAGAACAGGAGUUACCACCUUUACAAGUGAAAGAACAGAUAUCUGAGGAAAUAAAACAAAAAGACCAAGUACCUAAAAGAACAGAUGAAGAAGAAAUUACUGACGCUCAUAAAAUUGAGUCAGCUGAAGAAAAGCUGAAAGAGAGAGAGCUUUUUGAUAAGGAAAUGAUGAAUCAAGUUUCGGACAUUUUAAAAGAGAUAUAUAACAAAAGAAUUUCUCUCGUAGAAGCUGAUCGAGAUUACGAAGAACUUAUAAUAGAAAUCAUAAUUGAUGAGUUAAAAAAAGCAAAUUCCAUCGUUUCAAAAGACUCUAUAUCAAAAUAUGUUAUUGAACAUAGAACUGCUAUAAUCAAUGUUUUACUCCAAAAAUACUCUAUACAAGUUGAAAAAGAAGAAGCGACAACUUUAGAAGAAACUACUGCAGAUGAAGACAAAGAACAGCGGGAAAUUCUUGAAAAACAGGAACUCUCAUUACCUCAAGAUGAAGAGAAAAUGAUAAGUAAAAAAGGAGAAGAGGAGGUUUCAUUAAAAGAAGAAAAAGAAGAAGUGUCACUCGUAGAAGAGGAGGAAAGGAGAAUAUCCUUGAAAGAAAAAGAAAUGAAAGACGUUACGGCCACAGAAGUAGAUGCAGAGGAAACACUUCCCAAAGACUUAAAAGAGUUAUUUUCUUCAGAAUCUAGAAAAGAAAUUACAUCAAUUUUAGAGGAAGCCUACAAACAAGGUGUUUCAAAAGAUAUAAAUGAAGAAACUAUUAUAGAAAUUGUAAUUGAAGAAAUGAAGAAGUCUAAACUCUCAAUAACUAAGGAAUUUGUAACAAAAUUCAUCGUUACAAACAGAAUUGUCAUACUCACAAUUAUUCUUGAAUGUUUCCAAACAGUAGAAGACUUGCAAGAAAAAGAAGCAACUCCAGUUAAAAGUGUGGAAAAAGAACAAAAAGCAUUGCAAAAAUCAUUGAAAGACGUUAUUGCCACAGAAGUAGAUGUAGAGGAAACACUUCCCGAAGAAAACUUAAAAGCAUUAUUUUCUUCGGAAUCUAGAAAAGAAAUGAUAUCAAUUUUAGAGGAAGUCUACAAACAAGGUGUUUCAAAAGAUAUAAAUGAAGAAGCUAUUAUAGAAAUUGUAAUUGAAGAAAUGAGGAAAUCUAAACUCUCAAUAACUAAGGAAUCUGUAACACAAUUUAUCGUUACAAACAGAAUUGUCAUACUCACAAUUAUUCUUGAAAGUUUCCAAACAGUGGAAGACCUGCAAGAAGCAACUGCCGUUAAAGGUGUGGAAAAAGAACAGGAAUCAUUGCUAGUGGAUGAAAAGGAAGACAAAGAAAUUUCUCCGAAAGAAAAUGAGAAAGAACUGUUAGAUGAGAAAAUGCCAGAAAUCGUAUCUGCAGAAACAAAGGAUAUGUUUUCGUCUGAAGCAAUGAAAACAGUUUCAUCAAUUUUAGAUGAACUGUAUCAGCAUGAAAUUUCAGCUGAUGUGAAUGAAGAAUCAAUUAUGGAAAUUGUUAUAGAGGAAAUGAAGAAAAAUAAGUUAUUAGUCACUAAAGAAUCUAUAACACAUUACCUUAUUGAAUACAGAAUAAUUUUAAUCAACAUUCUUUUUGAGAAGUUCUAUCCGGAGGGGAAAAUAGAGAGAAGAGAUGUCAUUGAAGCAGAAGAUGUUUCUAUAGAAAAGAAGACAGGAUCUAUAGUUUCUGGAAAAGAACACAUAGAGGCUCAAGAUGAGAAAAAAUCCCUUAUGAAAGAAGAAGAUCGGGAAAAAGAACUGGAGGUGACUAAGGAAGAAAUAGAAGAAAAAUCUUCAGAGGACGAAAAGGAAGCAGAUUCAGUAAAAGAGAAAGAACAACCUUUGGUAGAUGAAAAAGAAACGAUUCUAGAGAAAGAAAUGACAGAAGCUACUAAAGAAGAAAAGGGAAAUUUAAUUUCAUCCACCAAAAUCGGCACUCAGGAUGGAAAACGCUCUCCAGAAGACAGAGACACACUCAGACCAGAUCAAGAAGCAGAAGAAAAGGGAAUAGAUUAUGCACAAGAAAAAGCAGAAGAAAUAUCUUCGUAUGAAGUGGAAGAGCUGCAACGGGAAGCAAUAAGUGAGAAGGAGAGACAAGGAACUCAGCUAGAAGAAAGGGAAGAAAAAGUGGGUUCUGAAGAGGCAGAGACAGAAAAACCUACAGUAGAUGGAGAAGAGAAGGAAAGGUUGUCAGAUGACGAAAAAGAAACAGAGUUAUUGAAAACAAAAAUAGAAAAAGAAACAUCUCCCGUGCGGGAUACAGAGAAAGAAGUACCUCUCGAGAAGACUGCAGGAGAAGUAUCACCUGUAAAAGAAAUUGCCGAAGAAAUACCUCGCGAUAUGGAAAUAUCAGAACAAGUAUCUCAUAAAAAAGUUAUAGAAACAGAAAUGCUUCUCGUGAAGGAAAUAGAGGAAGAAAAAAAAGAUGUCAAAACAAUUAGUAAAGAAGAAACUAUUGAAAUAGAAAUAGCGCACGAAGUAUCUACCGUAAUCGAAGAAACAAAAAAUGCGCCUUCCGAAAAGGAAUUAGAAAAAGAAACAUCAAUUGAAAAGAAAAUAGAAAAAGAAGUAUCACCUGACAUAGAAGACAAAAUAGAGGUAUCUGCCAAAAUUGGAAUAUCAAAGGAGACACCUCCUGAAAAGGAAGUCGUAGGAGACCUAUCUCUCGAAAAAGAAAAGGAAAAAGAGGCAUCCCCUGUCACAGAGAUAAAAAAAGAAGAAACUUCCGUAGCGGAUAUAGGAAAAGAAAUAGCUCUCAAAACGGAAACAGUAAAAAAAGAAGAUCUCGGAAAGGAAAUUAAAGACGAAGCAUUAGACGAGGGAGAAAUCAAAAACGAAAAAGAAACAGACGUAGCUCUUGAAAAGGAAAAAGAGAUACAGAUAGCACCGAAAAAGGAAACUGAAAAAGACGCAUCAUCAGUAAAAGAAAUCACCAAAGGGGAAUCUCCCGAAAAAGAAGCAGAAAAAGUAAUACCUCCGGAAACGAAAGUAGCAAAAGAAGUAUCUUCCGAAAAAGAAAUAGCAAAAGAAUUACCUCUUGAAAGAGAAAUAGCAAGAGAAUUAUCUCCUGAAAGGGAAGUAUCACCUGUGAAAGAAACCGGAAAAGAAGCAAUUCCCGAAACAGAAAAAGCAAAAGAAGUAUCCCCCGAAAAGGAGACAGAAAAAGAAAUGCUGCUUGAAAAAGCGAACGGAAAACCACCUUUCGAUGAAAUUCAAAAAGAACUAUCUCCAGAAUUAGAAACAGCAAAGAAAGAAGCUCUUGAAAAGAUACAACACGUAGAAGAAUCUUUUCAGGAGAAAAAAGAAACAGAAAUAUCUUCUCAAAAAGAAAUGGGAAAAAAAAUAUCUCCUGUCAAAGAAAUAGGGAAAGAAAUAUCACCUGAAGAAAAAAUUGAAAGACCGAUGUCACUUGAAAUUGAUAUGGAAAAUGAAACAUCACCUGUCGAAGAAACCAGAAAAGAAGUAUCGGUCGAAGUGGCAAUAGCCAAAGAAGUAUCUUCCGAAAAGGAAGUAGCAAAGGAACGCACUCCAGAAAAGGAAAUAGCAAAAGAAGCCACUCCAGAAAAGAAAAAAGCAAAAAUAAUCACUCCAGAAAAAGAAAUCAUAACCGAAAUGGAAAUACAAAAAGAAGUCCCUCCGGAAAUGGAAAUCGCAAAAGAAGUCUUUCCCAAAAAGAAUGAAUCUACAAAAGUCACACCGGAGAAAAGGACAUCAAAAGAAGUAGUUUCCGAAAAGGAAAUGGCAAAAGGAGUAACUACCGAAAAGAAAAUAGAAAAGGAAGUCACACCAGAAAAGGAAAUAGCAAAAGAAGUCUCUUCCGAAAAGGGUAUACCAAAAGAAGUCACUACUGAAAAGGAAAUAGACAAACAAAUCUCUCCCGAAAAGGAAAUAGCAAAACAAGUUUCUCCCAAAAAGGAUGUAGCAAAAGAAGUUUCUCCCGGAAAGGAAAUAGCAAAAGAAGUCACACCUGAAAAGGAUAUAGAAAAAGAAGACACUCCAGAAAAGAAAAUAUAUAAAGAAGUCACCCGGGAAAGGGGGACAUCUCAAGUAGUUACACCAGAAAAGGAAAUAACAAAAGAAGUCACUUCCGAAAAGGAAAUAGUAAAAGAAAUAACACUCGAAAAAGAUAUAGCAAAAGAAGUCACACCAGAAAAGGAAAUGGCAACAGGAGUCGAUUCCAAAAAGGAAAGAGAAAAGGAAAUUCCACCCGAGAAGGAAAUAUCAAAAGAAUUCUCUCCCGAAAAAGAAAUAGAAAUACAAUUCACUCCCGAAAAAGAAAUAGUAAAAAAAGUCCCGCAAGAAAAGGGAAUAGCAGAAGUCACACCUCAAGAGGAAGUAGCAACAGAAGUCACUACCAAAAUGGAAAUCACUUUCGGAAAGGAAAUACUAAAGGAAGACUUUUCUAAAAUCAAAACAGCGAAGGAAGUCCCUCCUGAAGAGGAAACACCAAAAGAAUUCACUUCCGAAAAAGAAAUACCAAAAGAAGUUUCUCCCGAAAAGCAAAUGGAAAAGGAAAUCACACCAGGAAAGGAAAUAUCAAGAGAUGUCACUUCAGAAAAGAAAAUACUAAAAGAAAUCCCAGCGGAAAAGGAAAUAGUAAAACAAAUCACACCGGAAAAAGAAAUAGCAAAAGAAGUCUCUCACGAAGAGAAAAUAGUAAAAGCAUCGCCUGAAAAGGAAAAAACAACUGAAGCGACUGCCGGAAAAGAAAUAGCGAAAGAAAUGACAUCCGAAAAAGAAGUACCAAGGGAAGGAUAUCCUGAAAUGGAAGUAGCAAAAGAAGUCACUCCCGAAAAGGAAAUAGCAAAAGAAGUCACCCCUGAAAAGGAAAUAGCAAAAGAAGUCACUCCUGAAAAGGAAAUAGCAAAAGAAGGCACCCCCGAAAAGGAAAUAGCUAAAGAAGUCCCACCCGAAAAGGAAAUAUCAAAAGAUGACUCUUUCGAAAAAUACGUAGCAAUAGAAGUCUCACCCGAAAAGGAAAAAGAAAAAGAAAUCACACUCGGAAUGGAAAUAGAAAAAGAGGUAACUUCCAAAGUGAAAAUAGGAAAAGAGAUAACUCCCGAAAAGGAAAUAAUAAAAGAAGUCAAAUCCGAAAAGGAAGUACAAAAAAAAGUCAGUCCCGAAAAGGAAAUAGUAAAAGAAGUCACACCAGAAAACGAUAUAGAAAAGGAAGACACAACAGAAAAGAAAAUAUCUAAAGAAGUAACUCCGGAAAGAGAGAUAUUAAAAGAAGUCACACCUGGAAAGAAAAUAACAAAAGAAGUCAUCCCAGAAAAGGAAAUAUCUGAAGAAGUCUCUCCGGAAAAAGGGACACCAAAAGAAGUCACUCCUGAAAAGGGGACACCAAAAGAAGUCACUCCUGAAAAGGAAAUACCAAAAGAAGUCUCUCCUGAGAAGGAAAUACCAAAAGAAGUAACUCCUGAAAGGGAAAAAUCAAAAGAAGUUUCUCUCGAAAAAGAAACCGGAAAAGAAUUAGCUCCUGAAGAGGAAAUAGCGGAAGAAGACACUCCCGAAAAAGAAGUAGCAAAAGAAGUUACAUCCGAAAGGAAAAUGGCAGAAGAACUUACUCCUGAAAAGGAAAUAGCAAAAGGAUUCACACCUGAAAAGGAAACAGCCGAAGAAGCUACACCAGAAAGGGGGACAUCAAAGGAAGUCACUCCCCAAAAAGAAACGGCAAAAGAAGUCACUCCGGAAAAGGAUAAGACAAGAAGAAUCGCACCCGAAAAUGAAACGGAAAAGGAGGUCUUUCUUGAAAAGGAAAUAGCAGCAGAAGUAACCCCAGAAAAGAAAGUAGCAAAAGAAGUCUCUCCUAAGAAAGAAAUACCAAAAGAAAUGUCCUCCGAAAAGGAAAUAGCAAAAGAAGCUGCGCCUGAAAAGGAAAUAGUAAAAGAAGUCACUCCCGAAAAACAAAUUGCUAUAGAAGUAUCACUUGAAAAGGAAAUAACCAAAGAAGUAACUCCAGAAAAAGAAAAGGUGAAAGAAGUCCCAUCUGAAAAGGAAAUAGUAAAAGAUAUUACUCCUGAAAAUGAAAUAGCAAAAGAAGUUACUCCUCAAAAAGAAAUAGAUAAGGAAUUCACAUUGGAAAAGGAAGUACCAAAAGAAGUCACUUCCGGAAAGGAAAUAGCAAAAGGAGUCACUCCCGAAAAAGAAAUAGCACAAACAGUCUCGCAAGAAAAGGAAAUAGACAAAGAAGUGACUCCCGAAAAAGAAAUAGGAAAAGAAGUCACUCCCGAAAAGGAAACGGCAAAAGGAAUCUCUCCUGAAAAGGAAAUAGCAAAAGAAGUCACUCCAGGAAAAGAAAUAGCGAAAGCAGUCUCGCAAGAAAUGGAAAUAGACAAAGAAGUCACUAUUGAAAAGGAAAUAGUAAAAGUGUCUCUCGAAAAGGAGAUUUCAAAAGAAGUUGCUCCAGAAAAGGGAAUAGUAAAAAAAGUAUCUUCUGAAAAGGAAAAAACAAAAGACGUAACUCCGGAAAAAGAAAUGAUAACCGAACAGAUAAUACCAAAGGAAGAUACUCCUGAAACAGAAAUUGCAAAAGACGUUACUCCUGAAAAAUCAGCAACAAAAGAAGCCUCUCCCGCAAAGGAAAUAGCAAAAGAAGUCUCUCCCAAAAAGGAAAUGGCAAAAGAAAUAACACUCAAAAUGAAAGAAGCAGAAGAUAUCCCUCCCGAAAAGGGAUUUGCAAAAGAAGUCUGUCCCGAGAAGGAAAUCGUACAAGAAGGCACUCCUGAAAAGGAAAUACCGAAAGAAGUUACUCCCGAAAAUGAAAUAUUGAAAGAAGAGUCUCUCGAAAAGGAAGUGGCAAAAGAAGAAGCUCCUGAAAAGGAAAUAGUAAAAGAACUCACUCCCGAAAAGGAAGAAGCAAAAGAAGUCACACCCGAAAAGAAAAUGGCAAAAGAAGUUUCUCCCGAAAAGGAAAUAGCAAAAAAACUCACUCCCGAAAAGGAAGAAGCAAAAGAAGUUACACCAGAAAAGAAAAUGGCAAAAGACAUUUCGCUCGAAAAGGAAAUAGCAAAAGAAGUCACUCCAGAAAAGGAAAUAGCGAAAGAAGUCAUUCUCGAAAAAGAUAUAGACAAAGUGACUCCCGAAAACGAAAUAGCAAAAGAAGACACUCCCGAGAAGGAAAAAGCAAAAGAAAUCACUUCCGAAAAGGAAGCGGCAAAAGAAGUCACUCCCGAAAAGGAAAUGGCAAAAGGAGUCUCUCCAGAAAAGGAAAUAACGAAAGAAGUCACUACCGAAAAGGAAGCGACAAAAGAAGUCACUCCCAAAAAGGAAAUGGAAAAAGGAGUCUCUCCAGAAAAGGAAAUAGCAAAAGAAGUCACUCCCGAAAAGGAAGCGGCAAAAGAAUUCACUCCCGAAAAGGAAGUGACAAAAGAAGUCACUCCCGAAAAGGAAAUGGCAAAAGGAGUCUCUCCAGAAAAGGAAAUAGCAAAAGAAGUCACUCCCGAAAAGGAAGCGACAAAAGAAGUCACUCCCGAAAAGGAAAUGGCAAAAGGAGUCUCUCUAGGAAAGGAAAUAGCGAAAGAAGUCACUACCGAAAAGGAAGCGACAAAAGAAGUCACUCCCGAAAAGGAAAUGGCAAAAGGAGUCUUUUCAGAAAAGGAAAUAGCAAAAGAAGUCAUUCCCGAAAAGGAAGCGGCAAAAGAAGUCACUCCCGAAAAGGAAGCGACAAAAGAAGUCACUCCCGAAAAGGAAAUGGCAAAAGGAGUCUCUCCAGAAAAGGAAAUAGCAAAAGAAGUCACUCCCGAAAAGCAAGCGGCAAAAGAAGUCACUCCCGAAAAGGAAGCGACAAAAGAAGUCACUCCCGAAAAGGAAGCGGCAAUAGAAGUCACUCCUGAAAAGGAAGCGACAAAAGAAGUCACUCCCGAAAAGGAAAUGGCAAAAGGAGUCUUUCUAGAAAAGGAAAUAGCGAAAGAAGUCACUACCGAAAAGGAAGCGACAAAAGAAGUCACUCCCGAAAAGGAAAUGGAAAAAGGAGUCUUUUCAGAAAAGGAAAUAACAAAAGAAGUCAUUCCCGAAAAGGAAGCGGCAAAAGAAGUGACUUCCGAAAAGGAAGCGACAAAAGAAGUCACUCCCGAAAAGGAAAUGGCAAAAGGAGUCUUUUCAGAAAAGGAAAUAGCAAAAGAAGUCAAUUCCGAAAAGGAUGCGGCGAAAGAAGUCACUCCCGAAAAGGAAGCGACAAAAGAAGUCACUCCCGAAAAGGAAAUGGCAAAAGGAGUCUCUCCAGAAAAGGAAAUAGCAAAAGAAGUCACUCCCGAAAAGCAAGCGGCAAAAGAAGUCACUCCCGAAAAGGAAGCGGCAAUAGAAGUCACUCCUGAAAAGGAAGCGACAAAAGAAGUCACUCCCGAAAAGGAAAUGGCAAAAGGAGUCUCUCUAGAAAAGGAAAUAGCGAAAGAAGUCACUACCGAAAAGGAAGCGACAAAAGAAAUCACUCCCGAAAAGGAAAUGGCAAAAGGAGUCUCUCCAGAAAAGGAAAUAGCAAAAGAAGUCACUCCCGAAAAGCAAGCGGCUAAAGAAGUCGCUCCCGAAAAGGAAGCGGCAAAAGAAGACACUCCUGAAAAGGAAGCGACAAAAGAUGUCACUCUCGAGAAGGAAAUCGCAAGAGGAAUCACACCUGAGAAGGAAAUAUCUGAAAAAGUCACUCCGGAAAAGGAGACGUCAAAAGAAGUUACUCUCGAAAUGGAAAUGACAAAAGAAAUCACACCAGAAAUUGAAAUGGUAAAAGAGGUCUCUACCGUAAAGGAAAAAGCAGAAGUGACUACCGAAAAGAAAGUACCGAAACAAGUCUCGCCUGAAAAGGAAAUAGACAAAGAAGUGACUCCCGAAAAGGAAAUAGCAAAAGAAGUCACCCCCAAAAAGGAAGCGGCGAAAGAUGUCACUCUCGAAAAGGAAAUCGCAAAAGGAGUCACACCCGAGAAGGAUAUAUCUGAAGAAGUCAAUCCGGAAAAGGAGACAUCAAAAGAAGUUACUCUCGAAAAGGAAAUGACAAAAGAAAUCACGUCCGAAAUUGAAAUGGUAAAAGAGGUCUCUCCUGAAAAAGAAAGAGCAGAAGUGACUGCUGAAAAGAAAGUACUAAAAGAAAUCUCUCCUGAGAAAGAAAUAGCAAAAGAAGUUACUCUUGAAAAGGAAAUCGUAAAAGAAGUAUCUCCCGAAAAAGAAAUAGCAAAAGAAGUUACUCCUGAAACGGAAAUAGUGAAGGAGGUCACUCCUGAAAAGGAAAUAGUAAAGGAGGUCACUCCCGAAAAGGAAAUUGCAAAAGGAGUCGCACCCGAAAUGGAAUUAUCUAAAGUCACUCCAGAAAAGGGGAUAUCAAAAGAAGUUACUUCCGAAAAUGAACUACCAAAAGAAGUAACCCCGGAAAAAGAAACAGCAAAAGAAGUCGCAUCCGAGAAAGAAAGAGCAAAAGAAGUCGCAUCCGAAAAAGAAACAGCAAAAGAAGUCGCAUCCGAAAAAGAAACAGCAAAAGAAGUCGCAUCCGAAAAAGAAACACCAAUAGAAGUCGCAUCCGAAAAAGAAACAGCAAAAGAAGUCCCAUCCGGAAAAGAAACAGCCAAAGAUAUUGCUUCUGAAAAUGAAAUAGCAAACGAAGUUACUCCGCAAAAGAAAAUAGCUAAAGAAAUCACAUUCGAAAAGGAAGUACCAAAAGAAGUCACUCCGGAAAAGGGGAAAUCAAAAGAGGUAACUCCCGAAAAGGAAAUACCAAAAGAAGUUAUUCCCGAAAAGGAAAUAGAAAAAGAAGUGUCACCUGUGGGAGAAAUUGGAGAAGGAAUAGCUGUCGAAAUAAGAAAAGCAGAAGAACUAUUUCCUGAAACGGCAAUAAGAAAACAAACAACUCAUGAAGAGGAAAUUAAAAAAGAAUUAUCCAUUGUUGAAGAAAUUGGGAAAGGAUCAUCUCGAGAAAGCGAAAUAGCAAAAGACAUCUCUCCUGAAAAAGAAACAGAGGUGAAAAAAGUGAUAGCUUAUGGGGAUGAAAUAGACAGAGAAACACCACCGCUUAAAGAAAUUGAAAAGACAGAACCUACUUCAGAAAAAGAAUCAGAACAAGCAGAUGACGCAAAACUACAUGAAGAGUUGUUAAACAUGCUUUAUUCUCCAGAAGCAAAACUUGAAAUUGAUAGAAUAGUAAAACAGUUAAGCAGCGAAGAAGUUUAUUUUGGUAUCAUUAAUGAAGAUAUCAUACUUCAAUUAAUAGCUGAGGAGCUGAAGAAAAAGCGGGUAGAAUUGUCUGUAAAGAUAAUCAUUAAAUACAUUAUUGAAUACAGAGAAGAACUUCUUGUAAUUAUUAGGAAAAAAAUAAUGACAACUAAAGAAGAAGGUAAGAGCAAAGUACAAACAGGAGGCAAAAAGGAAAAACCACAAGACAUUUUGACUUUUGAUAACAUAAACGAAUACAUGUCUCCUGAAGCUCUAAACGUAAUUUGUACUUUGAUUAAAGAAAUUAAGUUACUAGAUGUGAGCGAGAAUGUUGAAAAUAUUGUGCUAGAAACUGUGUACGAUAAAAUAAAAGCAGAUGAGGUUGACUUAACAAAAGAGUCUGUUUCCAAAUAUAUUAUUCAAUAUCGUGUGCAAAUUAAUGAGUUGGUGCACGAAAGAUGCCUAGCAGAACUUGAUAAAUCUGAGUCAGAAGAAAUGUGCAAAGACCUAAUACAACAGGAAAAAAUAAGUGAGACUCAUGACGAUGUCGAAGAAAAGCAAAGAGUUUCGGAAGUAGUUACUCCUGAAGAUGAAUCAACUGGUAAAAUAGAGCAUAAGCGGGAUUUAGAGGUGAUGGAGAAAAGUGAUGAAGCUGAAGGAGAUAUAUUGGUCCCAUUCUUCACUAAGGCUGAAGUUUUAAAGCACUUCUCAACGGAAACUUAUGAACUAGUGCAGAGUUUAAUAAACGAAAUGAGCUCAGAACACAUUAACAAUGAUUUAUUGACAGAAUCUGUGAUUCAAGUACUUCAAGAAGAAAUGCCGAAGAAAGGAAUUAUAUUAAGCAAAGAAACUAUAAUUCAGUACAUUAUUGAGUAUCGCAUGUAUAUAAUGCAAAUUAUUUGUAAGAAACUAAAUUGCGAAUUAGUAGAAACAGAAGAAAAAGAGCUUAAAAUUAAAGACGAAGAGAAAAUUCUUAUUCCGAAAGAAAUGACAGCAGAAAAACCCGAGUCAUCACCAAUAAAAGAUGUCUUUGAAUCAAUAGAUAGCCAAAAAAGUACUAUCAUUUUGACACAAACUGAAAGUAAGGAAAGGAAAACUAUUGAAGAGACAAGUUUAGAUGUAAAAUAUCCAGUUUCUCAAGAAACAGAAAAAGUAACACUUGCCGAGCAAAAAACAAAAGAUCUCAGAACAGAUGACGUUGACGAACUACAAAAAAUAGAUACUGUAGGCAAGAUUGGUCUAUCUGAUCAAAAAAUAAUCGAAAAGGUAGAACAGGAAGUAACUGAAUCAACUGAAUCAUCCAAAGUAGAAAUUCCACAUGAAGUACUCCUCGCCCAAAAAGGUGAUGAAUUAGAAGCAUCUGUAGCUGAAACGAAGCCAAUCAGCCCUGUUGCGUCAAAGGAAGGUAUGGAAGACAUAAAAACUGAAAAGGAAAAAGAAACGCUUCAAAAACAGGUAGACAAAUUCGGUGACGAAACAACUUCGACAAGCGUAACAGAAUUGGAUGUUAAACAACCACCUGAAGACUUUUCUGAAGAAUUGGAAGAAGGAAAAGAUUUCUCAUUAGAAAAAACAUCUGUGGUGAUCGAAACUGAACGAAAACCUCAAGAAAAAACUCCAGUCACAGAUGAAAAGACAGAUUUUAGCAAAAAAUUAGAAACUACAACACCAGGAAAGAAAGGUGAAAUUUCACCAGUCGAAGCAACGGAAGGUAUAGCUGAAGAGUUAUGUGACGGCAGUAAAGUCAAAAAGUUCUAUACUUUGCAAGUGAAAAACAUUGUUUCUGGUAUUUUAUCUGAAGUGACAACUGAAACCAUUUCUUCAUCGAAAAAAGAGAAUUUAAUUCUUAAAAUUAUAGAGGAAGAAAUGCAUAAAAAAGGAUUGAGUAUAACAAGAGAAUCAAUCCUUCAUUUUGUUAUUGAGUACCGGAAGACCAUCAUAAAUCUUCUUACAGAAAAAAUUCUUACUUGUGAAGAAAAUAGUCUAGGAAGUGGAAGUUCUCACGCAUUGGAACAAGAUGAGGGACAAAUGCCAUGUGUUUCUGAAAUUGAAACCAAAGUUGCUCCUGGUAUUGAAGUAAAAACCGAGACUCAAAUAGAGAAAGAAAUCAAAACCGAUACAGACGAAAAAGAGAAAAAACUGAAAAUAAAGGAAGAUCUUUCUGUAAAGAAAGAGAAAACAGAAGAAAAAGAUUCCGCAAAAGAAGCAUUGCCAUUAGAACAAAAGAUUGAAGAAAAUUUAUUAUCCCCUUUAAAGGAUGAAAUGGAUGAUGUGCAAAUAUUUUCUGACGCAACUUCAUCGCAAAGUAUAUCAGAAAAAAGAGCAGUUUUUGAAAUUUCUGAAAAAAGUUUAUUAUUAGAGACAGAAAAGAAGGAUGAAGAGAAAGAAUUAAUAAAAGCAAAAGGAAAAGAGGAUGAUGAUAAAUACCAGCCUUCGACAACGAUGGAAAAGGUAUCGGAAAAAAUUCCAACCCCAUCAGUGGACACAGAGAAAGAACAUGAGAAACUUCCUACAGAUGAGCAUGAAGAGCAGGAUGAAAAGCUUCGUCAACUUGAAAGAGUGGAGGAAAUAAUAACGCUAGAAAAAGUUACCAUUUCUACUGUCGAAGGGAUAACACCUGAUGAAACUGAAACUACACAGUCUAAAACCAACAGAAAAGCUUCAAUUUCAUCAGAAAAAGAAACGGAGAUUUCUGCCCUUCAAGAAAAAGCAGAAAUUGUUGAUUCCAGAUUAGACAGUAAAAUUUCUCCAGCUGUUGAUUUGAUUGUGGAAACAAGUGCAAAAGACACUUCAAUUAAGAAUAAAUCUGCAAGCUCGUCUAUAAAAUCGGCCAAAGAAUCAUUUUCAACAAAAGAAGUAACAGAAGAGGAGGAAAAAAUAUCCCCUGUGAAAGAUUUGGUGAAAUAUUUCACAAAAGAAAUAGAAAAAGAAUCGCCAUCUGAAGCACAACCUUCCUCAGAAACGAGCCCAAUUAGUGCUAGUAAAGAUCUCUCACCUGAAAAGAAAGAAACUUAUGCUUCUGAAUUAGACGGGGAAAAACAUAUUGAGGCUAAAGUCAUGAAGCAAACUGAAACUUCCUCCAAAGUAUCAGUAUCAGAUCAAGCUGUAGUUUCCAAAUCUAUAACAGCUUCUACGCCAGAAGCUCAAGAAGUGGACGUGGGUAAACUUAAGAAGUAUUUAAUGCCCGAAACUGAGAAGUUAAUAUACAAUAUAUCACAGAGAUUUGUUUCUAGUCAAUCAACUAUUCAAGAAAUUUUCAUAUUUAUCAUAGAAUAUGUCUGUGAACAACUGUAUAGAACGGAAGUAUUAGUAACGAAAGAGAAAGUUUUGAAUUACGUUAAAACUAAUGCAACUGAUAUAGAAAAACAUUUGACAGCAACAUUCUCAGAGGAAGAAAAAGAAAUAGAUGAUGAAUUAACAGAAAGUUCUAACAUAAUUGAGGAACAUUUGACUCAAGAAAUUUCGGAAGAAAUUGAUUCAAUGAUUCAAGAAAUAGGAGUUGAAGGCAUUCCCGUGGAAGAAUGUAGAUUUGUCAUUUAUCAAAUUAUUUACGAAGAAAUGAAAAGAAAAAAUGUUGUCCCUGAUAAAAUUACUAUUCUGAAAUUUGUUAUCGAGUACAGGAUUGAAAUUAUUAAAAUUGCAUGUGAGAGGUAUUCAGAAAUUAUUUCUAUUGCAAAGAAAAGUUCUAAAUCAUCAUAUGAAACUGAGAGGAAAUCAGAAAUAAUUUCUAAAACAGAAACAUUUUAUAAAGUUCAAUAUGAAGAAGAAGAAAUUUCGCCAAUUGCAGAAAGUGUUAUUGGGGAAGAAGCUUCAAUUCCAGACGCAUCUCCGUCUGAUGAAGAAACAACAGACGAUAUACUUUUUAAGAAAAUGACAAAAGAUAGUAUAACGAAGCAUACAGUAGAACGAGUUGAUCUUCCAAAAGUAUCUUCAACACAAACAGUUUUGGAUGAGAGGAUCGUUAGCGAAGAAAAAAUUGAUACCACAACGCGUAAGAACGUUUAUGAAAAACCUGAAGCUGUACAAGUAUUUAGACAUAUCUUUGCCGAAACUGUAGUAGAAGACGAAACAGAUACAGUUCCUGAAUCUAGUUCCAUAUCUGAAGAAGCCACUGGAUCUGACACUUUCAGUAGGAAAGAAGGUUCUGGGGAAAAAGAAGAAAUUGAUGAAGAGAUCUCUCCCACUGGAAAACGAAAACUUAUGUAUGUAGAAGUUGAAGUGGAGGAAUCGGCAAGUUUGAGUGCAGAUGCAUCACCAGAUUCUGAUUUUCCUGAAAUACCAUAUGAAGAAGAGAAUAAGGAAAAAGAAGAUGAAAUUGAGGAUUCUGAAGUUGGAGGACGAAUGUAUACAGAAACAAUUGAAAAACAAACAUUUAGGGAGUUUUCACAAACGGAAAUCAAAAAAGAAACUGUAACUUUGGAGACGGAUGCGAAAACGAAGGCCACAUACGUAGAAGUUGAGAUAGAAGAAUCUGCCACAUCUUCCAGUGCAUCAGGUGAAAGCGAAAAAUCCCCCGAUGAAAGAAAAACGGACACUGUCAAAAGCAUCGUUAUCGAGUCAUCUGAGAUCCAAACAGACCGAACACAUAAAGACUAUGAAGUGCAGCAAAAAGUUUCAACUGAAAGAACUUCCGUUCAGACGACUAUUCAAUCAGAGCUUUCAAGUAGUCAAACGGAAACAUUGGAAAAAGGAGCAAGCAUGCACGAGGAAACUAUAAAAGUACAUGGGGAUGAAGAAUCUGUAACAAAAACAUCGAAAGUGACAGAAGUUUUAGUAGCAGACACAACGGAAGAAAUAAGAGAGGAAACGGUGUCAAAAACUAUAAGUGAAGGCAAAGUCACUUCAGAAAGUUCUAUGGUAAGCAAGAAAACUGAUAGGCAAGAUUCUAAAGAAACAAAAUCAGAAACACGAGAGUUUACUACCCCAACUUCAAGUACAAUGUCAAGUAAAGAAACGUUAGAAAUAACUGAACAGAUAUCUUCAGAUUCAAGUUCUCAAAUUAAAGUCACGACACUUAGUGAAAUUUUUUGUGAAGAAGAUAAAGUAAAGGAAUCUUUCAUUUCAUCUGGUGAUGCGCACUGCGAAGUCGUAACGAAAACAAAGUCAAAAACAGAUGACGAUUUUGAAAUAAUUGAAACUGUUGUGGAAACAAAAACAACAGAAGGAAAGGAAGCGCCGACUGAUGAACUUGAUGAUUUAGUACGAGACAUAUCAACGGGUAAAGAAGCAAUAAGUGCAUCCAUUAGCUUAACAACUGAACAAAAAUCAGUUAUAGAAAGAUCAAAAUCUCCCACUAUUUUUGUAACCAUGCAUACACAAGAAACUGACUUCGCAUAUGAAAGCUCUGACUCUGAGACAGCCAGUAAUACGAAAAGUGCUAUUAUUGCAGAAGAUAAAGUUUCAGAAGAAAUAUCUGAAACAAUUACUUCUAUUAUAAAAACUACUUCACACGAUGAAAGUAUUUCAUCUGUUACCCUUGACAAAGAAACCGAAGAAGCUAAAUGCGCAGAAGAGGAAACAUAUGAUGAAAUAGUUACAACUGUCCUAAAAACUACUUCACAUGAUGCUAGUAUUUCACCUGUUUCAUUCGCAUCAGAUGAGGAAGAUAGUAAAAUUGUACAAGAGGAAGUAGGAGGUUCUAUUGUUGCUGAUGAAAUUUCUGAACCUGUGAAAGAAGUUAUCGACACUGUAACUCCUACCAAGACAGUUGAUUCUGAAGAUCGAACUUUAAGUAAAUUGCUGAAAUGUACCGAAGAUCAAGUUGCUGAAAAAGUACAGGAGUACGUUAGUUCCAAAGUUGUUCAAAUAGCUACAGAAGUCAAACAAAGUGAAGAUGAAGUAAGAGAUUUUGACGACGGUCACGAUCAAUCUCAUGUCACAUCUGAAGUUAGUUUCCUGGAUGAUGGGUCCCAAGUUACUAAAAUAACUAAAACUACAACCAAAACGAUAGUUUCCUCACCAGAAACAAUUAGUAAAGAAUUUACUGAUUAUAAUUUACCAGACUCGAGCAAAGAAUCUGUUGUUACUGAGAAAGUUACCAUGAGUGACGAUGGAAAAACAAUUACAGAAACUGUUAUAACAAGAACCACAACGAAAGUGAUAAUGCAUGAAGCAGAUGGUGAUUCAGAUGAAAUUAAGCAGAGUCAGCCAACUUCGGCUGUUCAGCAUUCUGAAGAAACGACGGGAGUGAAAUCCGAUGCUUCUUCUGAAGAAAAUCUUAAACUUGCUGAAACGUCACCGGUGAUUCUAAAAUCGAAGACCGAGUUAGUUUUACAAGAUGAAAUUGAAGCCAAGCAUAUUUCUUUGGAAUUGGGAGCUGAAGAACGUAAAGAAAAAAUUGAAGAUGACUCCAAAUUAAAGUUUGAGGACACGUGUGAAUCCACUCCUGAAGAAAGACAGAGAUCCCAAAUAGAUUCAAAGACUGAGUCUGCUGAAAUUGUAAGUUAUAAAAUUUCAAGCGAAAUUAGUUCAGACUUAGAAAAGACCAUAGAAAUACUUGAAGAUACCAAAGUAGAUCAAUUCUCCACCAAAACUGAAAUCAAAGAAGUGGUUAUGAAAUCAUCAGAAAACGAGGAAAUAGCUGUAGGAAAGUGUACCUCAGAUACUGAUGAAUUCAUGAUGAGUAGUGAGGAACACCUAGAACAUGCUGAUUCUAGAACUGAUUCCAAAAGCUCUGAAACGGUAAGAACAAUUACAAUCUCAGAAAUACUUACCGCGGAAAAGGAAAACGCAGACAUGGAAAUGAUGGAAAGUACGUCUGAAGAAAGUACAUCUAAAUCCUCCAUCUCAACAAAAACUGUUGUGACAGCUGAUGGAUCACGCAAAAUCGAAAAAGCAACAGAAAUUAUAACACUGAAAGAAACCGACAUACAACCUAUUCAAGCUGAUUCAACCAGAACUCAGUGUGACCCUAAAGAAAAUGAGUUUGCUGAAGUUAUAACAGAGGAUGUUAGAGACUCGAUAUCAGGAACAGUUAGCUCAACGGUCGCGACGAAGCAACAUGAGCAACAGGACUUAAAAUCUCAAACAAAAGAUCCAAUUCAGUUUUCUGAAGCAAUUGUAGUUUCAUCUACAAGAGAAGUGGUACCUGAGGAAUACUCAGAUGAAAUGCAUACGGAAUGCACAUUAAUCAAACGAAGUACAUCUUCAGAUGAGAAGACAGAAGAAAUGGUAUCGAAAGAAGUAAGUGAAACGAGCUCAGAAAUACGAAAAUAUACUUCCAAGCAAUAUGAAGUGAACUUCAUCGACCCGGUUACUAAAGACGAUGGUGAUCUGGAGAUUUUCACGUCACAAAUAAAAUCUACACCUGAAGAAGAUGAAGAUUUUACGACAAGAAAAAUAAUAACAACCACGAAAACUGAAACGAUUAGAACAUUCUCUGGUGAUACAGAAGUUGUGCCCAGUCAGCAAGAUGCUGGAGAUAGUUCAGUUGUCACUGUAACAUACACAGUUACUAAAGACGGGUCAAACAUUUCUGAAUCUGUUUCUAAAGCAAUAUCAAAAGAUGUGGAAGUUAAACUGGAUGGUAAGGAGUCCGAUUUUCCUUCUGUAACGAAAAUAUGCGAUGAUGAUUCAGAAGAACAUAAAGAAGGUGAAAGAGAAACGGAAGUAUUUUCCGUAGUAAAGGAUGAAACGACUGUAAAGGAUAAGAGCACUAAAGUUCUAAAAGAUAUACACAGCUCAACAACAGAUGAUCAUGGUGAAAGUCCAAUUAGAUCUUCGUUUACUUCGGAUGGCAUUGAAAUAGAAGAAUCACCAAGGCGGAAGAAAAAAAUUGUUAAGAAGAAAAUCAUAGUGUACCACACAGGUCCUGAAACAUCAGCUGAAGAAUUCCUCACAGAAGACAAAAUUCGAGAAGCUAUUAUUGGGGCAGGCGUGAAAGCAUCAUCAACAUCUGUAACGCGAAUUUUAUCAUCCGGAACAACAGAAGAUUUCGAUAGUUUUGCUGGAGACGAAAAUGUUAUCGAAGUAAAAGAUACUAGUGAAAUUUUUUCUGUUAGUGAUGUGUAUUCAAGUCAAAGUUCAUCAACGAAAGUCGAAUCAUCCUGUGAAAAAUUAGAACAGUUAGAAAUCGAUCCAUUUUCCCUAAUAACCAGACCUCUUGAGGAAACAUUUAGAAAGAAAAUGCUGGAUCAACAAUUUAGUGAACAAAUCACUGAAUCUAGAUCGACAGAUGCAAAAGAAGUAGGAGAAUAUUCAAAAGAAAGACUUCAAGAAUCCAUAAAAGAAAAAGAUACUGAUACCAGCAGUUUGGACUUCAAAGAGAAAAAAGUGGCGACGGAUGCAAAGAAAUUAGCUAUGGAAAUGAUGAGGUCAACAACGGAAAAGGGUGAGCCGUCUGGUGCUACAGCUUCUCAACAAAGUGAAACUCACAGCAUGUCAACAGACAGCGUUGAGAGGCGGACAUCGGGAUCAGUUAGGCAUCAAGGCGAUUCAGAUGACUCAGAAUCUGAUGAAACUGAACAAAAGCGUGUGAAAACUUCCUUUAAUCUUGACGAUUGGGACAAACCAAUGGGCCUCCCAUCCCCACCUGACCCUAUAGAAAUUGGUCAAAACACAGAUUUCCACAUUAGAGAAAGCACAACGAAAACCAACAAACAAAACGGUAGCUACGUAGAAAAUAAAUCUCAGAAAACCGGAAACGGUAUUAAAGACAUAUCUUCAAGGGAGUCAGAUGAAGAAAUCAAAUCUAACAAGGAUUCGGAUUCCGUAACAGGAAAAGAUGGAGAAAGUCAGUGGAAAUCAAGUAAUAAAAGCGAAGAAAAAAGUACAGAACCUGUUUAUAUAGAUUUAACCUAUGUUCCUCACUUCGGAGACCCACAUUAUUGUAAUGCGGAUUUCUUCAGACGCAUUAGAUCUCGUUAUUAUGUUUUCAGUGGAACAAAGCCAAGUAAAGAAGUUUUCAAUGCUUUAUUAGAGGCCAAGCAAGAAUGGAAAGACAAAGAUGCUAAAGUGACAAUUAUACCAACAUAUGAAACUGAUACGUUAGGAUAUUGGAUGGCUGUUAACCACGAUGCGUUGAUAGAUAAUAACAUCGAUGUUGCUCCAUCAGCAAGCCGGUGUACCAUCAAUUUGCAAGACCAUGAAACUAGUUGCUCAGCUUAUCGGUUGGAGUUGUAA
This is a messenger RNA of Uloborus diversus, 23542 nucleotides long. RefSeq names its product microtubule-associated protein futsch-like. The transcript has 3 exons. The coding region runs from base 125 to 23542 and encodes 7805 amino acids. Lineage: Eukaryota; Metazoa; Arthropoda; Arachnida; Araneae; Uloboridae. The record is from RefSeq and is a predicted model, not a curated record. Gene Ontology annotation, biological process: microtubule cytoskeleton organization; dendrite development; axonogenesis. Gene Ontology annotation, molecular function: microtubule binding; actin binding. Gene Ontology annotation, cellular component: microtubule associated complex; synapse; neuronal cell body.